Amorphotheca resinae ATCC 22711 is the source of this 1500-nucleotide messenger RNA. RefSeq lists its product as hypothetical. The record is from RefSeq and is a predicted model, not a curated record. The coding region runs from base 1 to 1500 and encodes 499 amino acids. The transcript has 4 exons. Lineage: Eukaryota; Fungi; Ascomycota; Leotiomycetes; Helotiales; Amorphothecaceae.
AUGCAGUUCUCUACUUCUCCUCUGGCCGUCAAGGCUCUCCUUGUCCUUCUCUUUGCCCUCAACGCCUCUGCCUUUUGGCGCAUGCCCUGCAUGUCCCGCUCGGGUUUGGCACGUCUUGAUCCUUUGAUCUCCCCUGGUACUACUUCUCAGCAUGUUCAUGCUAUCCAUGGUUCUUCUGGUUUCUCUGAGAGUUCUGGCCAUGCUGAGCUUGUCGCUGGCAACUGUACAUCCUGCCAAGUCUCCCAGGACAAAUCUGCAUACUGGACCCCUGCUCUCUACUUCCAGCACGCUUCAACUGGCCAAUACUAUCUUCUGUACCCUAAUGCUGGCGAGACUACUGUCGAAGCCUUCCCUGCAGGAUUCCAGAUGAUUGCGGGCGACACCUUCCAACGUAACUUCUCAUACCCGGUCCCUGAUAUCCCAAAGUCCAACUGGGACCAGGCUCCAUACAAUACCCAGGCCUUCCUUCAACAAGCUGCCCUUGGAUUCAACUGCCUCAAUUAUGCAAAGCAGGCUGAAGGGUCCCUCUACCGCCACUUCUUGCCAGAUAAAGCUUACCUGGAUGCCAAUUGUAUUGAUGGUGUCCGCUUUGAGCUGAUGUUUCCAAGCUGCUGGAAUGGCUCUCUUGAUUCUACCGACCAUAAAUCUCACGUCGCUUAUCCAUCUGAGGUUAUGACCGGCGAUUGUCCCCCAGAGUACCCAAAGCGUCUCGUGUCUCUCUUCUAUGAGACUAUCUGGAACACUUAUGAAUUUGUCGGUCAGGAUGGUCAAUUCGUCAUCUCUAAUGGUGACCCUACUGGUUACGGUUACCACGGUGAUUUCAUCAUGGGCUGGGAUGAGGACUUCCUCCAAGAGGCAGUCAACACAUGCACGAACCUCUCUGGCGAGAUCCAAGACUGCCCACUCUUUGAUAUCCAGGAUAGCGAUGUCUGGGACACUUGUAGCUUUGCUGAACCAGCUGCCCUGGCCUCUGACAAUGUUCUCGGUCCUGUCGGUGCCUUGCCCGGCAACGUACCUAUCGCACCUGGCCCAGCUUAUGCCAUGUCCAUCGAUCUUGCUGAUGCCCCACCACAUCCUUCUGUGUCGCACCCCGCCACAACCUCUAGCGCAGCUAUCUCCGUCGCGACAUCCAACCCUGUCCCGACACUCAGCUACUCCUCUGGUCUGAGCCUUGGAACGUCAGACACAUACAUUCCUGGUGCGAUCUUCGCGGCCGCCACGAAGGAGGUCUCCUUGCCAACCACUUUCUCCACCUCAUCCACCACAUCCUCGGCCCCUCCCCCCAGCACCUCGUCUCCCACCACCACAUCCGCUCCGACCUCGAUCCCCACAACUUCGCCCUCCUUCAUCGCAACCCAAUACAUGACCACCGGCCAAGUCGUCGAGGAGCUCCUCUGGGUCGAAGAACUCGUCACCGUCACCGUGCCAGCUACGACCACUGUGCGUUCCGAAGGCCGCAGUCAUAUUCAUAAGCAUCGGCACGUCCGCCGCCACCUCUGA